Molecule: messenger RNA, 1257 nt
Organism: Wickerhamiella sorbophila
Lineage: Eukaryota; Fungi; Ascomycota; Dipodascomycetes; Dipodascales; Trichomonascaceae
Product: Putative alpha-ketoglutarate-dependent sulfonate dioxygenase
Exons: 1
Coding region: 1-1257 (418 amino acids)
Cellular component (GO): cytoplasm
Molecular function (GO): 2-oxoglutarate-dependent dioxygenase activity
Source: RefSeq, a predicted model, not a curated record
AUGUCUCCACCUGUUGCUAUCCAAACCCGCGGUCCUGCUACCGACAGUAUCAAAGAACCUGAAACUGCGAAACCCCUGAAUCUCCCUUCCCAGAAAGCCCCCUCUUUUGACGACCCCGUUGGCAAAUUACGUGGUGCUUUGGACAUCUUCAAACUCUACAAGGAUAUUGCUCCUUCACAACGUGCACGCAAGUAUGAACAUGAGCACUUGCUUCCUGCGUACCCUGAUUUGAAAUGGGAUCCUCUUGAGGAAGUUCCCAUUCCUGAGGAUCGCGCCUUGUUUGCCGACCCCGACUAUAUCAACUUGUUUGCGGCUGCUGAUAAUGUUGAACACUUGACACCCACUUUCGGUACUGUUUUGCAUGGUGUUCAACUUGCUGAUUUGACGGAUGCCCAAAAGGAUGAGCUGGCUUUACUCGUUUCUCACCGAGGUGUUGUCUUCUUCCGUGGUCAGUCAUCCCUCGAUAUUAAGAAACAGCUCGACCUUGGGCGCUACUACGGUCCUUUGCACAGUCAUCCCACGACUUCUGUUCCGAGGGGCUGGGAGCAGGAUCCAGAUUUGCUCAACGUUCAUGUCAUUUACGCCGAUGACACAAAGGUCACCCACUCCUCCUUCCCCCAGAGCCACCAAUGGCAUGCUGAUGUUACCUACGAAGAGCAGCCUCCGUCAUACACCUUCUUGAAACUGCUUGAUGGUCCUUAUACCGGCGGUGACACCUUGUGGAGCAGCAGCUAUGGUGUUUACGAUGGGCUCUCAUCCUCGCUCCAGAAGUACUUGGAAGAGCACACUGCUAUCCAUACUUCUGAGGAUCAAGCUAACGAUACACUGCGUGCAGGCCUUCCUGUUCGUCGCGCCGCUAUCACUACUGUGCACCCCUUGGUGCGCGUCCAUCCUGUGACAAAGUACAAGUCCAUUUACAUCAACUCUGGCUUUACCCGUCAAAUUAAUGGUGUUCCUAAAGCUGAGAGCGAUGCUAUUCUUGCUUUCUUGAAUUCUCAGAUCGCAACCAACGUCUCUCACACCGUUCGCUGGAAGUGGCAGAAGGAUGAUGUCGCUGUUUGGGAUAACCGUUCCACCACUCACGCAGCAUCUUACGCUUUCAACCCCGCUUUCCGCCAUGCUGUUCGUGUGUGCGUCCGUUCUGACCGUCCCAAACACAAGGUUGAGGGAGGUAUCUCUCAACUUGAGUGGCUUGAGAAGGAGCUUGGUUUGAAGCUGUACAACAAGAACGGCACUGGUGGCAGUUACAAUGACUAG